AGUAUAUGAAGUGGGCACUCAUGAACGCAUAUGAAGCGGCCUCAUGAACGCAUAUGAAGCAGCACUAAUGAACGGACGCUCCUCGUUCGCCGCGCGGGCAUCUCGUCGUCCCAAUCCCCGGCGGCUCGGUCGCUCAUGCCCAGGACCGCCGAACAGGCUUGUGCCACUCCCGCACAACAAUCACCGUCGCUCAUUGUCUGCCGGCCAUCUCGCUCGGCCAGCUGCUACUCUUUGCUCCCGCAUCCGGUCUCGCCGCCCUCGGACCGCUCCUUCCCUCAACCAUGGGCUCCAAGCGCAAGCUGCCCAUCACCGUCUCGAAACAGCGAGUCCGAUCCAACCCCGAGGCCACCCAGGCUCUCAUCGCCACCUAUCACACCCUCAACAAGCAGCUCACCCAACAUCUGUCCCAGAACAACCAUGAGGCCGCCAAAGAGGCCAAGCGCAAGAUGGACGAGCUCGGCGGCCUGGAUGCCUAUCAGCGGGCCUCGCUCAAGGGCGGCGACGAACGCAAAGGCCGCGGAGCGAGCGGCCGAUGGAUCACUGACCAGCUGAGAGCCGAACACCAGCGCAUCGAGGCCACGCUGCCCACACAAAACCCCAAGAUCAAGCUCAAGCUGCUGGAUGUCGGCGCAACCUCGGGCGAGACAUACAAGCGCCUGUUUGCCUGGGUGGAUGUCACGGCUAUCGAUCUGAAUCCGCAGUGCUUGCUGGUGAAGAGGCAGGAUUACUUUGAGCGGCCAUUUCCAGAGACAGACGACGAAAAGUUCCAUGUUGUUUGCAUGUCCUUGGUCAUCAACUUUGUCGGCGAUGUCGCCAAGCGAGGCGAGAUGCUGGUGCGCACACUGCCCUUCCUCUAUCCCGAGGGCCUGUUCUACAUUGUGAUCCCGCUCCCGUGCGUCACAAACUCCCGCUACAUGACGCACGAUCAUUUCGUCGGCCUGAUGGGCCAGAUCGGCUUCGAUCUCAUCGAGUUCCACCAUGCCACCAAGGUCGCCUACUAUCUUUUCCGCAAGUCGGCCGACUCGGACUCGGUUGAUCCAAGCGGCGUGGCUUUGAAGAAAGUCGAGAUCAAUCCAGGACCGGGGCGCAACAACUUUGCCAUCGUCAUCCAGCCACAGCCACAACCAGCAGCCCCAAAGUCGGUCGACUCGUCUCGAUCAAAGCCCCGAGAUCGCGGACGGCAUUCGGCAGCGCCUCUGCCGAACCAUAAGUCGCCAAAGACCCCGCCUGCAUCCAUCUCGAAAUCCUCCGGAAAACCAAAGACGUCGAAAACAACGGCAUCCAGGCCGGCCGUGCCCCCAGGACAAGCGUCAAAGACCAAGUCUAAGCGAGCAUCGCCGAAGCCACUCCAGGACCAACGGCUGGUCAAGAGUGGCCGCAUCGCAAAGCCAGCGAGUCGAAGGUGACGGGUGCCGGAGCUGACCUGGUUAUAUUGAACACAGCAAAUACAUCGACGACGGCGGCUGACCGCCAGAGCACGGCCUGCU
Messenger RNA from Polychytrium aggregatum, 1487 nucleotides. Its product is annotated as putative methyltransferase-domain-containing protein. Gene Ontology annotation, cellular component: nucleolus. NCBI's taxonomy places the organism in Eukaryota, Fungi, Chytridiomycota, Chytridiomycetes, Polychytriales. Gene Ontology annotation, molecular function: rRNA (adenine) methyltransferase activity. The transcript is spliced from 2 exons. The record is from RefSeq and is a predicted model, not a curated record. The coding region runs from base 282 to 1406 and encodes 374 amino acids.